GAAAUGGGAAACAGUAACAAUGUGACGGAAUUUGUCCUCCUUGGCCUCACCCGGGAUCCUGAAGGGCAAAAAGCAUUAUUUGUCACGAUUUUACUGACCUACAUUGUGACAAUAAUGAGCAACCUGCUCAUUGUGGUGACUGUUUUUGGCAGCCCCUCUCUGGGCUCCCCCAUGUACUUCUUCCUCACCUAUCUGUCACUCAUGGAUGUUGUUUAUUCCACUGUCAUCACUCCCAAAUUGAUUAUAGACUUACUCUGUGACAAAAAGACAAUUUCCUUCCCAGCUUGCAUGGGCCAGCUCUUCCUAGAACACUUGUUUGGGGGUUCUGAGGUCUUCCUCCUGAUUGUGAUGGCCUAUGAUCGCUAUGUGGCCAUCUGUAGGCCGCUGCGUUACUUGACUAUCAUGAAUCGACAGGUUUGCAUUCUGCUGUUGGUGGUGGCCUGGGUUGGAGGUCUUAUGCACUCUAUGGUUCAACUUCUCUUUGUGUACAACCUCCCGUUUUGUGGCCCCAAUGUCAUUGAUCACUUCAUCUGUGACAUGUACCCAUUACUGGAACUUGCCUGCACUGACACCUACUUAAUAGGCCUCACUGUUGUUGCCAAUGGUGGAGCCAUCUGCAUGGUCAUCUUUAUCCUUCUGCUCAUCUCGUACGGAGUCAUUCUAAAUUCUCUUAAAAGUCACAGUCCAGAAGGAAGGCGCAAAGCCCUGUCCACCUGCAGUUCCCACACCACAGUGGUUGUCCUCUUUUUUGUUCCCUGCAUUUUCAUGUAUGUUAGACCUGUUUCCAACUUGUCCAUUGAUAAAUCCAUAACUCUGGUUUAUACAGUUAUCACUCCCAUGUUAAAUCCUUUAAUAUACACCUUGAGAAAUUCGGAGAUGAAAAAUGCUAUGGAAAAAUUCUGGUGUAAAAAUGUAACCAAAAGUAAAAUAAGCAUGUGUCACUGA
Messenger RNA from Lynx canadensis (Canada lynx), 945 nucleotides. RefSeq names its product olfactory receptor 4A5-like. The transcript has a single exon. The coding region runs from base 4 to 945 and encodes 313 amino acids. The record is from RefSeq and is a predicted model, not a curated record. Lineage: Eukaryota; Metazoa; Chordata; Mammalia; Carnivora; Felidae. Gene Ontology annotation, molecular function: olfactory receptor activity; G protein-coupled receptor activity. Gene Ontology annotation, biological process: G protein-coupled receptor signaling pathway. Gene Ontology annotation, cellular component: membrane.